UGCACGAAAAAGUCAAAACAACGGGGAACAUGGUGCUCAGAGGGGUGAAUGUAGAGGCAAAGAUACAUGUUCUAAAUGAAAUAUUAUACAAGUAGAUGUGCUAGUUCAGUUCACAAGACGCAGUUUCUUAGUAUUUAUUUAUUUAUUUUGGUCAGCGAAUUAGGUGAACUCACUGGACAGCCCAGUCAACAUUAGCUCGGUUAGCUAGCUGCUACCCAAAGAACCAGAGUCAUCAUCAUUUCCCCGCAUUGGCGUUAUUGUCCUUUAGGGCCAUUUUAACUACAAUGGAUACAUACCCCAGUGUCUCCGAUCAGUUCGUCGACUCUACGAAACAGCAAGAGCGUCAUUACUACCUACUGUCCGAGCUCCAAACCCUCGUUAAAGACCUCCCGAGCUCUUUCCAGCAGCGUCUCUCCUACACCACGCUGAGUGACCUGGCUCUGGCGCUCAUCGACGGCGCGGUGUACGAGAUCGUGCAGGGCUUGCUCGACAUCCAGCACCUGACGGAGAAGAAUCUCUUCAACCAGAGACAGAAGCUGCACACAGAACACAGAAUACUCAAACAGGAUCUGAUACGCAAGCACAAGCAAGCAUUGCAGGUCUGCAAGUCUCACAACCUGGCCCUCCUGAAAGCCACGCAGCGAACGGAGACGGAGGCUCUGGAGCUGCGUGUGCGUGAGGAGCAGAGGAUGAUGGACGAGAAGAUCAUCGCUGAGAUCGACCAGAAGGUUCUGGACCAGCAGAACACGCUGGAGAAGGCCGGAGUGCCCGGAUUCUACAUCACCAACAACCCACAGGAAGUGACCAUCCAGAUGAACCUGCUGGAGUUGGUCCUGAAGCUCCAACAGAAGGAGACGCAGUCAAGAACUCUUCCUUGAGUAUGUAAGCUCUGCCCUGCAUACAUUAUCUCCAUUACCUCUGCCCUGAGUACAUUACCUGAGUACAUUACCUCUGCCCUGAGCAUGGCAGCUCUGCCCUGACAGCUUCCUCUGUGUACAUUAGUGGGAUUUGAUCCAUAAUGGAUGAAUGUUUCCACUCGGCCUGUAUGAUUCUCAUAUGCGCUCAUCUGAUUGGUCCAAAGAUCCCUCUGUCCUACUGACUCACGGAGGAACAGAUCUGAUUGGUCCAAAGGUCCCUCUGUCCUAUUGACUCACGGAGGAACAGAUCUAAUUGGUCCAAAGGUCCCUCUGUCCUGCUGACUCACGGAGGAACAGAUCUGAUUGGUCCAGAGAGCCCUCUGUCCUGCUGACUCACGGAAGAACAGCUGGCAGCACAAAGGACUCCAGAGCGAUCUGAUUGGUCUCCAUGGCGAUGGGACUUUUCAAAUCGGCUGCUAGACGUCUUCAAAAUGGCCUCCAUUCCAGCACAGCCUGCUGCUGUCCAUCAGUUAGUGUGCAGCGAGGCUCGGCCUCUACACCUGCAGGACUCUGGGAGGUGGACAGGCCUCUUGAGUUGGACAACAUUAUCACCUUAUUUCUUUCUUUCUUUCUGUCUUUCUUUAUUGCUUUCUGUCUUUCGUUAUCUCCCCCUCUGACUUUCUCACUCUCACUCUCACUCUCACUCACUCACUCUCUCUCUCUCUCUCUCUGAGUUAGACAUGAUCAUCUUCAGUGCUGCAGGGGACUGAUUAGCCAGCGCAGCAGGGAUGCACCACAUCAGUGCUGCUCAGUGUCAGUGCUGCUCAGUGUCAGUUUAUUUUGGACCGUUGAAGUGAUACAGACACUGUAAAGACUGCUGCAGUAGUUUAAAUCUUCUGUUUGUUUCUUGUAUGUUUUAUGGCCUUUUUUGUUUCCUCUUGAGAUGCGUACAUAGUGAAAUUACCGGAUAUAUUUUUGUUUUGUUGGAAGUAUAGUCUUUUCCUCACAGUGUGUUCAAAGUCAUUGUAAAAAGGAGCUUAAGAUGUCUUUCAGUUAUUGUGGCGAAUAAACAUUAAGGUAAAACUC
Molecule: messenger RNA, 1943 nt
Organism: Sardina pilchardus (European sardine)
Lineage: Eukaryota; Metazoa; Chordata; Actinopteri; Clupeiformes; Clupeidae
Gene: dgcr6
Product: DiGeorge syndrome critical region gene 6
Exons: 7
Coding region: 285-878 (197 amino acids)
Source: RefSeq, a predicted model, not a curated record